Molecule: messenger RNA, 1650 nt
Organism: Selaginella moellendorffii
Lineage: Eukaryota; Viridiplantae; Streptophyta; Lycopodiopsida; Selaginellales; Selaginellaceae
Product: aspartic proteinase oryzasin-1
Exons: 12
Coding region: 31-1548 (505 amino acids)
Biological process (GO): proteolysis; lipid metabolic process
Molecular function (GO): aspartic-type endopeptidase activity
Source: RefSeq, a predicted model, not a curated record
AACGAGGAAGCGGAGCUUUGAGAUAUCGCUAUGGCGGGAGCUAGGGUUUCCGGGGCGCUCCUUCUCGCGGUGUGGGGCUUGUCGUGCUUGAUCGCCGUCACGGCGGUGGAGGUCGUGCCGCUCAAGAAGAGGCCGCUCACGGCCGAGCGCCUGAGGUUAGCUGUGAAGUCCGUCCCUCGCAAAGCACACGCUCUUGGCUUCCACAAUGUGCGCGACGCGAAUUCGCUCACCAAGAACGGCAGCGUCCCGGAUAUCGAGCCGCUCAGGAACUAUCUCGACGCGCAGUACUAUGGUGAGAUUGGGAUUGGCAGCCCGCCGCAGGUGUUCACGGUUAUCUUCGACACUGGGAGCUCCAAUUUGUGGGUGCCUUCCUCGCGAUGCAUUUUCUCUCCAGCGUGCUGGUUGCACCAUCGCUACAAGUCCAGGAAAUCGAGUACUUACAAGCCCGAUGGUACUUCGAUUGCUAUCCAGUAUGGAACUGGGCAGAUGGCUGGAUUUUUGAGCACGGAUUAUGUGACCAUUGGUGACGUCGUGGUUAAAGAUCAGACAUUUGCGGAAUCAACAAGUGAGCCUGGGCUUGUUUUCCUCGUUGCCAAGUUUGAUGGCAUCCUUGGACUUGGAUUCAAAGCGAUUUCCAAGGGACAGGUUACUCCCGUCUGGUAUAAUAUGCUAGCCCAGAAACUGAUAUCGCAACCAGUCUUCUCUUUCUGGCUGAAUCGCGAUGCCUCGGAUGAGGAGGACGGCGGUGAAAUCGUGUUCGGUGGAGUCAACAAGGAUCGCUUUAAGGGAAAACAUGUUUAUACACCAGUUACCAGAGAGGGAUACUGGCAGUUCAACAUGGGAGAUGUGGCUGUGGAUGGCCAGAGCACAGGGUUCUGUGCUAAAGGAUGUGCUGCAAUUGCAGAUUCUGGAACUUCACUGCUUGCUGGUCCUACGGGUAUUGUGGCUCAAAUCAACCAAGCUAUCGGGGCUACAGGGCUCGUCAGCGAGGAGUGUAAGAUGGUCGUUGCUCAGUAUGGUGACUUGAUUGUGGAACUUCUUCUUGCACAGGUGACGCCCGACAGAGUAUGUGCUCAAGCUGGAGUCUGCUCUCUUCGUAAUGACAACCCACAUAUUGCGAGUGUGCUGGACAAGGAAAAUCAAAAGGUUGGAGACGACGUGCUUUGCUCCGUCUGCGAGAUGGCUGUUGUUUGGGUCCAGAACCAGCUCAGGCAAAACCGUACCAAGCAACAGAUUGAGGACUACCUCAAUCAGCUAUGCGAACGGUUGCCGAGCCCGAAUGGCCAGUCCGUUGUUGAGUGCGCGAAAAUCUCCUCCCUCCCGAACGUCUCAUUCACCAUCGCAAAUCAAACGUUCGAGCUGACGCCUAAACAGUACAUCUUGCAAGUUGGAGAGGGAGCAGCGGCGCAGUGCAUUAGUGGCUUUACAGGAAUGGACGUCCCUCCUCCAGCCGGCCCAAUCUGGAUUCUCGGUGAUGUGUUCAUGGGGGUAUACCAUACGGUGUUUGAUUUCGGGAACAAACGCAUUGGUUUCGCCAAGGCAGUCUGAAAAAAAGUGUUCUUAGUUGUAUUAAAUAUGCUAUAAGCUUUAUACAAAGAUGUCGCCGUCCAUAGGGUACCAGAUGGACGGCUAGAUAGCGACCAGAGAAAA